Messenger RNA from Arabidopsis lyrata subsp. lyrata, 3799 nucleotides. RefSeq names its product U-box domain-containing protein 34. Gene Ontology annotation, molecular function: RNA binding; pseudouridine synthase activity; protein kinase activity. The transcript has 19 exons. Gene Ontology annotation, biological process: protein phosphorylation; pseudouridine synthesis. Bases 138 to 3653 code for a protein of 1171 amino acids. NCBI's taxonomy places the organism in Eukaryota, Viridiplantae, Streptophyta, Magnoliopsida, Brassicales, Brassicaceae. The record is from RefSeq and is a predicted model, not a curated record.
GAAGUAAAAAAAAAAGCCCAAUAAACAAAGCCUGGUCAUGUUGGGCUCUGAUCCAAACCAUAACCACCUCCUGAGUCUUCUUCACUAACACCGGUCUUCCACGGCGGAAACGAGCAACGGCUUAGGUCAAUCAGACAAUGGCGAGCAGAGUUUACGUUCAUUACCACCACGCCGAUGCCUGUAGCAAAGCUCGCUGGAACGCCAGAGAGACCUUUAGGUUUAUGUAUGAUAGGCCUUGGAAACAUGUUCUUGAUUUCUACUCAAAUGCAGUGGAAGGGAAUCUUUCUGUCCUGAAUCUGUUUCAGCCUAAAAAAUCUUUGGUACAUGACGAUGGGAUAAACGAAGAGAUGUCUCUUGAAACGGAAUCAGAGACUUCGACUCGAAAAGACGGGAGGUCUGGGAGGUGGGAAAGAGUGAAUUUCAAGAUUGUUCUUUCGUACAAUGGGACUUCUUUUGAUGGAUGGCAGAAACAGCCUGACUUACAUACUGUUCAGGGUGUAGUAGAGAAGUCUCUCGGGGGAUUUGUUGAUGAUAGGAAAGCCCAACUGCUCAAGAAAAAAUGUAAACCAUUAGAAGGCCGUGUUCUUGUUGCUGGAAGAACCGACAAAGGAGUGUCUGCUCUUAAUCAAGUUUGUUCUUUCUAUACAUGGAGGAAAGACAUUGAACCCAUUGCUAUUGAAGAUGCUAUCAAUAAAGAUGCUUCUGGGAAACUAAGGGUUGUGUCAAUCUCUAAGGUUUCCCGAUCAUUUCACCCAAAUUUCUCUGCAAAAUGGAGGCGCUACUUGUAUAUCUUUCCCUUGGAUGAUGCUGAGUCAUUGCACGAAAGUGGCGAGAAUCAUGAGAACUUCAUCUUUGAUGAGAACCAUGAAAAGCAAAGAAAUGGACUCUUAAGUGAAGAGAAUACUGAAGAAGUAAUAUUGAGCGAGGACGAUGAGCUUGAAAUUGAGGAAACCAGCAAUGGGCUUGAAGUAGUAGAAAAACCAAGUGACUUCAGUGUAAUCAAGGUUGAUCAACUUUUACAGCAGCUUCAAGGAAAAGUAUUAUCCUACAAGAUGUUUGCUCGUGAUACAAAAGCUGCAAGAAACGAAGGUCCGCCUACAGAAUGUUUUAUGUACCAUGCACGGGCAGCCGAGAUUAGAUUGUCCUGUUCUGACUGUGUGGAAGGAAGAAGGGUUAUGUGUGUUGAGCUUGUCGCUAACCGAUUUCUCCGCAAGAUGGUUCGAGUUCUUGUGGCAACAUCAAUCCGAGAAGCUGCCGCUGGUGCAGAAAAUGAUGCAUUGUUAAAACUGCUAGAAGCUUCAUGCAGACGAGCCACAGCUCCUCCGGCUCCAUCUGAAGAUACAUUAUAUGCUAUAACACAGACCCAGCUUUCAUCUACUUCAGUUCCCAGAAGGAAACUGAAACCGAGAGAAGAAGUAGUGGAAAUGGUGAAAACCUGCGAGAAAAGAGAAGAAAGUAUUACGUUGGCCAUUGACAGAGACAAAGAGAGCCAAAACGCUUUGAAAUGGGCGGUUAGCAAUCUUCUUAGCCGAGGCCAGACUCUUACUCUUCUUCAUGUCAAACUCAAACAACCCUCUUCUCUUCCCUAUUCCGGAUCUAACCUUAGUAAGCCAGGCGAUGAUCCGUCAGAAUUGUUUCUUCCCUUCCGUUGCUAUUGUGCCAGAAAAGAUAUCAACUGCCAAGAUGUGGUUGUAGAGGAUGUUAGUGCGGCUAAAGGAAUAGUUGACUAUGUGCAACAGAAUGCAAUCGAGACUCUAAUACUCGGUUCAUCGAAGAUGACUCUUUUAAGAAGGUUCAAAGCAGCGGAUGUUUCAAGCACCGUCAUGAAAAAGGCACCGAGUUUCUGUACUGUAUAUGUUAUCUCUAAAGGGAAAAUCUCGUCUCUGAGAUCAGCUACAAGUUCACCUCCCCAUUCCAUUAUGCCGCCUAUGCGACAGCAUGCUCACGCUCAGACGAGUAAUCUGAAUGUUGAAAGGAGGCAACAAACAAUGCAAAGAACACAUGACGAGAUCAAGAUCGAGAUCAAGUCUCCCUUUUCGAGAAGAGGAUACGAAGGCGUUUACCAGCCCUCGAUAACAGACUCUGAUAUAUCAUUUGUGAGUAGUGGAAGACCGAGUGUGGAUCAGAUGUUUCCUUCCUUGUAUGACAAUGUGGAUGUUCCACGGCUCUCAGUCAGCUCUGAGUAUGGAGAAAAUCGAUCCAGUUUUGCUACAUCAUACUCAAAGCAGUCCAUAGAUCUCGGCUCACCAUAUGCACCAAACUAUUCAAGCUCAUUUGAAAGUGGGAGACAAUCAUUCUCACUACAGAGCCAGGAUGAGAUUGAAACCGAGAUGAGAAGGCUGAAAAUGGAGCUAAAGCAUACAAUGGAAAUGUAUAACAGUGCCUGCAAGGAAGCAAUAUCUGCAAAGAAAGCGGCUAAUGAGUUACACAAGUGGAAAGCAGAUAAGGAACAUAAAUUAGAAGAGGUGAGACUUGCCAAGGAGGCAGCAAUGGCAAUGGCAGAGAGAGAGAGAGAAAAAGGCAGAGCAGCCAUGGAAGCGGCAGUGGCAGCUCAAAGAAUAUCAGCACUUGAAGCUCAAAAGAGAAAGCAAAUUGAAACCAUAGAGGAAAAGAAGAGGGUGAUGUCUUCUGUAGUGAAAACUAAUUUAAGGUACAGAAAAUACAGUAUUGAGGAGAUUGAAGAAGCCACAGAAGAUUUCUCGCCUAGUCGCAAGGUAGGAGAAGGAGGCUAUGGACCUGUUUACAAGGGAACACUAGAUUAUACUAAAGUGGCAAUAAAAGUUCUAAGACCAGAUGCGGCACAAGGAAGGUCUCAGUUCCAGCAAGAAGUUGAAGUACUAACCUGUAUGAGACAUCCAAACAUGGUUCUCCUGCUUGGUGCCUGUCCGGAAUACGGAUGUUUAGUCUACGAAUACAUGGCCAAUGGUAGCUUAGAAGACUGCAUCUUCAGACGAGGAAACUCUCCAAUCCUUUCUUGGCAGCUAAGAUUUCGUAUAGCAGCUGAAAUCGCAACCGGUCUUCAUUUCCUCCACCAGAUGAAACCGGAGCCUUUAGUGCACCGUGACCUUAAACCGGGAAACAUAUUACUUGACCAGCAUUUUGUCAGCAAGAUUUCCGAUGUUGGCUUGGCCAGACUCGUCCCUCCAUCUGUUGCUGACACUGCAACCCAAUAUAGAAUGACAUCAACCGCUGGAACAUUCUGUUACAUAGAUCCAGAGUAUCAGCAGACCGGUAUGUUGGGGACUAAAUCAGACAUUUAUUCGUUCGGCAUUAUGCUUUUGCAAAUAAUUACAGCUAAGCCACCAAUGGGUUUGACUCAUCACGUCGAAAGAGCAAUCGAAAAGGGAACUUUCGCUGAGAUGUUAGACCCUGCUGUUCCUGACUGGCCAGUCGAAGAGGCCUUGGUUGCAGCAAAACUUGCUCUAAAAUGUGCAGAAUUAAGACGCAAAGACAGACCUGACUUAGGGAAUGUUGUUUUGCCUGAGCUUAACAAACUCAGGGAUGUAGCCGAAGAAAGCAUUAAAUUUGGCGGAAGCCAGCCUUCACCAAUCAGGAGCUCAGGGUCCGCGACCUCACUACAGGAGAUUAUGAGUGAUCCUCAGCUACAAUAUGGAUCUGAUAGCUCAAGUAUCAACAACAGUUCUACAUCUUGAAGAAGAAAAUCAAAUGUCAGAAACAAUCAAAGAAUGAACAAUAUACAUUAACUAAUUUUGGUCAAGAUCAAUCAAGAAUUGUUGUUUGUCCAUAGCGGUUAUAUACCGAAUAUUUUAAACAGAGUUUUAAAUCUGUUCAUAUAGUA